Molecule: messenger RNA, 1687 nt
Organism: Ruditapes philippinarum (Manila clam)
Lineage: Eukaryota; Metazoa; Mollusca; Bivalvia; Venerida; Veneridae
Product: sodium/myo-inositol cotransporter-like
Exons: 15
Coding region: 146-1687 (513 amino acids)
Biological process (GO): transmembrane transport
Cellular component (GO): plasma membrane
Molecular function (GO): D-glucose:sodium symporter activity
Source: RefSeq, a predicted model, not a curated record
AAACGCGUCUGCUUUAAUGAAAUAAAUACGUGUACCUUGAUCUAUUUUUUUUACGUUUAUCAGUGAAGUAUAUAAUUUAUGCACUGAUAAGAGUACUUUUAUAUUUUCAAGGUAACUGAAAUCUGGAAUAUUUUGCACAGAGUCAAUGGCUACAUCAGAAGAAAGGCUUGCCUUGUUUAAGGCGGAGUACCCUCACACAGAUAAUGUUUCCUUGACCGGGGCAGAUCUGGGUGUGGUGGCCGGAUACUUUGUUAUCAUCAUUGCCAUAGGAGUUGUGGCAAUGUGCAGGUCUAAUAGAAGCACAGUUGGUGGGUUCUUUCUCGCAGGAAGAUCUAUGUUCUUCUUACCUAUUGGUGCUUCACUGUUUGUCAGUAACAUCGGAACUGAACAUUUUAUAGGUCUUUCCGGCUCGGGUGCUGCACAGGGUAUUGGUGUUGGAGCAUGGGAAUUUAAUGCAAUCCUACUCUUACAGUUACUCGGCUGGAUAUUUAUCCCCGUGUACAUUGCAUGUGGGACGUACACGAUGCCUGAAUACCUUACAAAAAGAUUUGGCGGUGAAAGGCUGCGGGUUUACUUUGCAUUACUAUCUCUAAUUUUAUAUAUAUUCACAAAAUGUUCUGGCGAUCUUUUCACUGGGGCAUUGUUUAUACAGCAGUCACUAAAAUGGGAUUUAUAUUUAUGUAUAUUUAUCCUAGUUACUGUUACUGGAAUAAUGACCAUGACAGGUGGUUUGACCGCUGUUAUAUAUACAGACACCAUGCAGGCCAUACUGAUGGUUGGUGGCGGUCUUACUUUGAUGGCAAUGAGUUUCUCAAAGAUCGGUGGGUAUGACGGGCUUGCCCGAAAAUACCCGAAUGCAACUACAAAGAUGACGUAUAGAAUGCCAAACACCACGUGUCACGAGACAGACCCGAACUCGUUCCGGAUGUUACGUGAAGCAGACGACGACUAUAUGCCGUGGUUAGGGUUUCUGUUUGGACAGACGCCGGGGUCUAUUUGGUACUGGUGUGCCGAUCAGGUGAUUGUACAGCGCCUGCUAGCGGCCAAGAGUUUGUCACAUGCUCAAGGAGCCACACUGAUGGCCGGCUUUAUAAAAGUUUUACCAUUAUUUAUGAUGGUGAUGCCGGGGAUGAUCAGCAGAGUUCUCUACGCUGACGAAGUUGCAUGUGUUGACCCACAAAUAUGUAACUAUGUUUGUCAAAGCGAGGCUGGAUGUAGCAGUAUAGCUUAUCCGAGGCUUGUCCUCGGUAUCAUGCCAGAAGGUUUACGUGGUCUUAUGAUGGCGGUGAUGAUAGCGGCUCUUAUGAGUGACCUUGACUCGAUCUUUAACAGCGCCAGUACCCUGUUCACUGUUGAUGUUUAUACUAAAAUAAGAAAGAACUGUUCUCAAAGAGAACAAAUGCUUGUGGGCAGACUAUUCAUACUCAUCAUGGUGGGCGGAGCAUUCUGGGCGUUGAUGUUGGCUUUUCUAACUGGUGUUAUACGGAUGAUCUUGGCAUUUGUAUACUACAGUAGUGGAGGCUGUGGUAAAGAUGACAAUCGUCCCGCCAUCUUGAAGAACUUUCAUUACAUGUAUUUCUCGUUAUUCAUCACACUGUUGACUGGUGUGACGGCUAUUGUCAUCAGUUAUUUUACCGGCAGACCUCAUGAAAAAUACACACCAGGAAACCAUAGUGACAAUCCCUAA